Paralichthys olivaceus (Japanese flounder) is the source of this 3892-nucleotide messenger RNA. RefSeq names its product carboxy-terminal domain RNA polymerase II polypeptide A small phosphatase 1-like. Gene Ontology annotation, molecular function: RNA polymerase II CTD heptapeptide repeat phosphatase activity. NCBI's taxonomy places the organism in Eukaryota, Metazoa, Chordata, Actinopteri, Pleuronectiformes, Paralichthyidae. The record is from RefSeq and is a predicted model, not a curated record.
UUCCAGCCAUGUGAAUAUCCACUCUGAAUGGACCCUGACAGUUACCCGUCAGUCUGCUGGACUUGUACUCCGCAGGAUCCUUAGAGACGACAACACCCUGACCCAAUGCAUGGAGGAUAAACUUUGAGCAAACAUUGACUGACAAAUAAUUUCACGAUGUAUUUGGAAAACUCUGAGCAAGCUAAAGUCUCUGGAGAAGGGGAGCUAUCGGCUGAGACCAUGCUUGCAGAACAAUGCCAAGUUCCCGAUUUAACAGAAGCUGCAGAUUUAACCAGCCCUUCAAAAGGAAGCGCUGAACUUGGCAUGAACGUCCUUGUGGAUUACACAGAGCAAGAUGUCAGAGUUAUGGACUUGUCUCUGCUUUGCAUGGAGCACUGCAAGAUGAGUGGAGAUGAGGCUGAAUACAGCAGAUAUUGCAACGGACAUGCUGAGAGCUUUGAGCAAUAUUCAGCAAGCAACAUAUUUUUUGAAUCCAAGCAAACCCUUGAUAAGUGUGAGACUUCGAGGUUAAGCCAACCAUUUAAUGAAUGUGCUCAACACUGUGAGUGUUUUAAACCUUGCAAGUCCUCUGAGCAGAGUGCUAAUCAUAGCGUAGCUUGUAACAAAUGUCCUUGCUGUGAACACUGUGCGGAACACCUCGGACUAUUUCAACAAUGCAAGCCCCCUGGCCAACAGUUUGAGUCUCUCGACUUUGAACAGGACAAAUUGGCAAUAAAAUGUGACAGUUUAGGGCUGUGUGAAAUGUCUGAUUUCAUACCGGAGAGCACUGAGCACCUUGAGUUACUUCAACAAUAUGAGCCUCCUGAUCAGCAGAGCGAGUGCUCUGACUCUGAACCAGACACUUCGACAGAGGACUGUGAAAUGAGUGGUUUCCCGCCCAACAUCCGUGAUUCAGUGGACUCACUGGACUGUGGCACUGAACUUUGUGAGUAUGAUGAAAUGCAAUUUGAGUACACAAAUGGUGAUGAGGAGGAGGAAGAUGAGGAUGAAGAUGAGGAUGAAGAGAGCUAUCCAUGUGAACCAAGUGAAACUGAGGCCAGACUAUCAGAAGAUGUAAAUGCAUCACAUUACAACACACUGGUCCCUGUUUGCUUUGAUGACAGUGAACAUGUCCGUUUUGAGGACACUGAAGAACUCUCUCAGCAAACUCCUACAUUAGACAUGUCAACAGAUAACUGUGAGAUGUGUGGAAGUGUAGAGUAUGAAAGCACGCAGCAGUGUGCAACUUCUGACAAAACCUCUGACAGCUUUUACACUGAAGAAGACAGUUUCUCCGAUUGCUCCUCUACUGAAACAAAAUCCUUUAAGACCUGUCCUGAAGGCAGUAUUCCGUCAGAUCCCUGCUCCGAUUCAUCUUGGGAAUCUGAAAAGGGAGUUCAGGAAGAUUCAAGUGAUGAGCAGACGCAGUGGGAAUCUUUUGAAGAUGAUGAAGAAAUAAAACAAAGGCACGCUGACGAAAGUAAUGAGGAUAAAAAGAAAACACCUGCUGUUGAUAUUGUAAUUGGGGAUUACUUUGAUCUGUUUGACAGAGCAGACCAUUACGGACACGCGUUUUCACCAAAGCGGCAUUACAUCUCCUGCUUUGAUGGUGGUGAUGUACAUGAAUGCCUGAAUCUUGAAAAGGAGGCUGCAAGACGUGGUACCAAAAAUGUAUAUAUGAAUGAGGAAGCCAGUGAGGAAAUUAAUGCUCAGGAAGCAGAUGCAUGUCCUGAAGUAGAAUGUGAUGCAAGUCAAAGAGAUGAUUGUGAGUCAGAGAAAAAACCUGAAGACUUGAUCAUAGAUUCAGAGUCAAAUUUAGAAGAUGAAGUAGAAGAAGAAGAAGAAAGUGAAGCCGAUGAACUUUACACAGAGUAUCAGGAGGAAGCAGAGGAAGAUGAAGACACCUUUGACAGAGAAACAUCUGAGGGCCAUGUUUCUGAUAUCUGCAAUGAAGAGGAAGAGGAGAUCUGCCUGUCCUCUGGUCAUGAGGAGAGCAUGUCUGCACCGUGUGCUGAAGACAUCUCUGUUGAAGGUGAUGCUUAUGAAGAAGAGGUCUAUAACACCCAGAGUUAUGACUCCCUUGGCGACAGUGCCUCUACAGUUGAUAUUUGCAGAAAGGAUGACGAGUCGGAGCCUGACGAUCAAGCAGUUAUUGAAUGUUCCGAAAUGGAGCCAUAUUGGUGGCUUAUAGAUAAUGAAAGUGAUGGAGAGGCGUAUGAACCAGGUGUUGAGGAUUACUAUGCGUAUCAGAUUAAAAGUGUUCAGUCAUCUGUUCAACAAGCCCCGAGUGGACUUAUUACUGAGUUCCAGGCCCCUGGAGUUGGUCCAGCGGAGUGCCAAGCAGUCAGAUUUGGAGUUAGUGAAGAUAUUGAACUGAGCGAGAACUUGGCCAGCUGCUCUGCUGCGGAAGAACCGGACAUGAAAUCAGAUAGUGACAUUUCAACAGGAAUGAGGCAUCCUCUAGAUAUUAUCCACAGUGUUGUCUCUGAACAUACCAAACUUGAGGGAGGCGAUGAACAGACUGAGGAAAGCGACUACGAACAGAGCAGAGAUUCAGAGGAGGAGCAGAGUGACGAUGAAUCCUCUGAGGCCUGUGACUGCGACUACUGCAUUCCACCAACCGAGCAGGUUCCAGUAAAACCACUACUCCCACGGAUAAAAUCGAAUGAUGCGGGGAAGAUCUGUGUGGUCAUUGAUUUGGAUGAAACACUAGUCCAUAGUUCAUUUAAGCCAGUGAACAAUGCUGACUUUAUCAUUCCAGUGGAAAUCGAUGGAACAGUUCACCAGGUGUAUGUGCUGAAGAGACCCCACGUGGACGAAUUCCUCAAGAGGAUGGGAGAAUUGUUUGAGUGCGUUUUGUUCACCGCAAGUUUAGCCAAGUAUGCAGAUCCCGUGUCCGACCUAUUGGACAAAUGGGGGGCCUUUAGGAGCCGUCUCUUCCGGGAGUCCUGCGUCUUCCACAAAGGGAACUAUGUAAAAGACCUGAGCCGUUUAGGCAGAGACCUUAACAAGGUCAUCAUCAUCGACAACUCUCCAGCCUCCUACGUCUUCCAUCCCGACAAUGCUGUUCCUGUCGUAUCCUGGUUUGACGACAUGUCAGACACUGAGCUGCUCGAUCUCCUCCCUUUCUUUGAGAGACUAAGCACAAUGGAUGACGUCUAUGAUAUUCUGAGGCAGGAGAGGACUUCAAGUUAACAGAUGCAGGGCACUCAGGUGACAACGAUCACCAGUGGCUGUCGUCACGGGGCCACGGAGGCUGGUGGGCCACAGGUCCUACACCGCCUCCCACUACAAGGACCAUAAUGCAAAAAAACUAUCUGUCAUUUAAUCGAAUAUUCUUAUUGUAUAGUGCAUUUAAAAGUGACAGUAAUCUUUUAGCUGGGUUCAGUGACAGUUAUGUAAAUCCCGGUGACAGAUUUUCUUUUUUUCAAUUAAAUGUAGACUUAAUAUAAGAUUAAAUGACUUCUGCAGAAAUCAUUUGCAGUGCAGCUAGAGCAUUAUUGUUGUGACAGCAGUGGUAUAUGUUCAUGAUCAGUCACGACAUUAAAACCAGUUGCAUGUUUGUAUGUUGAGGCUGAUCACUGUCAGUGUGCCAUUCAGUGCCAUUCAAACUACAUCACUCAUUUACAAUUCAGUACAAUGUAACAUUUAUAUAGAACAGUUCAUUGGAGACAGUCCCUUGAAUCUAAUUAAACUUAUUUUCGCCAAAUGUUUACGUACGUAAAGAACAGUUAAAUAAUUUUACAAAAUAUUUUGUAGCACAUUUCACUAAAAUGCACAUUUUCACACGUGCCAAACACUGUAUGUCUUUAAAAAGAUUCAAUUGGAAUUAGGAAUUUGGUUUUAAAACAAUAUUUUUUCCUAUAAGAUUGAAAAGAUCCACAAACCAAUAAUCAUGAGAAAGCACGUACUA